AUGGUGAAAGCGACAGGAAUAUUGGACAAGUCCCUGAGCAAAGGGAAGAACGAGGUGAGCUUACCAACGUUUGCGCUUCUGUUCUCUGAAGUUGUGAAGUAUGCCCAGGAGCGUUCAGAAACAGUGACAGAUAUCCAUGACAGACUUGCCUCGUAUGGGAAGCUUGUUGGGAUACGAUUACUGGACGUGAUAACGUUGCGUGAGAAAGGAUAUCGUAGGGAGACGAAACUAUUAGGCAUGCUAAUGUUCAUAAAAUCGUCCGUUUGGAAAAAUUUGUUCGGCAAGGAAGCUGACAAGUUGGAGCGCUCGAACGACGACCAA
Cooperia oncophora is the source of this 321-nucleotide messenger RNA. The record is from the annotation of a GenBank genome assembly. NCBI's taxonomy places the organism in Eukaryota, Metazoa, Nematoda, Chromadorea, Rhabditida, Trichostrongylidae.